Molecule: messenger RNA, 517 nt
Organism: Leguminivora glycinivorella
Lineage: Eukaryota; Metazoa; Arthropoda; Insecta; Lepidoptera; Tortricidae
Product: ejaculatory bulb-specific protein 3-like
Exons: 3
Coding region: 49-411 (120 amino acids)
Source: RefSeq, a predicted model, not a curated record
AUCUUCCAGCUACACAACUUUGGAAAAUCGAUACUUAACUGCAUCACCAUGAAAGUCCUCGUGUUGAUCGCGCUUUUGUCUCCGAUGGUUCUCUGCUACGACGCCAAAUAUGACUCCAUAGACGUAGACAAGGUGUUAGCAGAUGAAGCUCAAUUCAAUGCCUACAUCAACUGUAUGCUGGAUAAAGGACCGUGUACUGUGGAACACUCAGCGGAUUUCAGAAAACUGCUCCCCGAGGUAGUCGCAACCGCCUGUGAGAAGUGCUCAGACAUUCAGAAGGCUAACAUGAGGAAAUCAGUCAAAGCCCUACAGGAGAGGAAACCGGCAGAAUUUGCAGAGUUCAGGGCCAAGUACGACCCUAAGGGAGAGCAUGAACAGAAAUUCGCUGCUUUCAUCCUGGAGACCAAGUAAACGCUACGCUAUCUGCCAUCUUCCUUCAAGGUCACAUAUAAUACUAUUUUCAGGAGGCUCCCUGUGUUACAAAACCCCGGUUAAGGUGCCUAAACUUUCUCCAUUU